Messenger RNA from Bombyx mori (domestic silkworm), 8448 nucleotides. It is a transcript of the gene muskelin, whose product is annotated as muskelin. The transcript has 14 exons. The record is from RefSeq and is a predicted model, not a curated record. The coding region runs from base 1039 to 3567 and encodes 842 amino acids. Gene Ontology annotation, molecular function: protein binding. NCBI's taxonomy places the organism in Eukaryota, Metazoa, Arthropoda, Insecta, Lepidoptera, Bombycidae. Gene Ontology annotation, cellular component: cytoplasm.
AUUACCUAGAUUACCUACUGAAACUUAAAAAAAGAUUUCUAGCAAUAAGUACUUAUACAGGGGACCACGGAUUUUUUCGUUCUACAUUUAUAUCUGUAUUAUUGUGCGUGUGUAGUGAAGAUAACGAAAUGCAGGUACGAUCAGAAAUAUAGGUCUGAGUGGGAAAAAAUCGUGAAUUUUCGUCAUGGUUGACAAAAGAUAAAAAUAGUGAGAAUGCAUAGUGUUAAGCUUGUGGAGCAACAUCUCUGAGCAGAAUCGCAACAAUUAAAAGUCAUGUGGAGUCGGGAAAACCUCGGCAGCAGCGUGACUAGGAUUAGUAGAUUUUUACUUUUUUGGGAGAUUUUGAGGUACAGGCUAUGAAUAAAUAAUAAGUUGUGGGUACCGGCGACAGAAUUUAGCAUGUAAAAACUAUUUAUAUCGGAUAAUAGUUUUUUGGCAUAUCGGAUAAAUUCGGGGUAUAUUCCUCCUUUCAUCGAAUGGAUUGUAACUACAUAUUUAAUUUUCAUUCUUUUCGUUACCAUAGUGUGAUAGACUAGUGGGAAUUGCUUUAAUGACAAUUUUUAUAAUCGAGUUUAAAAUGAAACAUAAAUAUAUACAUUUCUUUCGUGACCACAAAUGUGUUAGAUAUACAUUCGUCUUGUAGUUUUAGUAGAUUACCAUUUUUUAGAGUGGCCGCACUGAUAAUUUCAUACAAUCUUCAUUCUUCAUUUCACUCCAUAUUAGAAUUUUUCAUAAAAAUAAGAAAUAUAAAUUAAAAUAAUAUAUGACUUUAAGGUCUAAGUUACCAGGUCAUAAAAUCCCUUAAAUAAAUACAAUCUUCAGUUUGACCUAAAGGUCUAGAUACCAGGCCAUAAACUGAGAAAAAAUCACAGUAAAAAAUACAAUCUUCAUCUCGAAUAUAUUAAGUGUAUAAUCUAUGAUCUUCAUUGUGUCAAAGUCAGUUGAGCACUCGUAGUGCUGUGUGAUUAUUGUUUUUAGUUGCUUUAAAAAAAGGACAACAAAAUUUGUACCUGGUGUGCAUCCAGUAAUUACAUAAAUAUGGAAGAUAAAUACGAGACUGUGCAGCUUUCGUACUCUAUACACAAAUGCUCGAGCCAUUCCUCGGGCUAUGUUCCAGAGAACAUCAUAGUGAAUCAACCAUCAGAUCCAUUGUCAAGGUGGUUCACAGACUGCUGCGUUUCACCACAAUUCAUAGUUAUAAAACUGGACUCUCCCUCUAUAGUUGAAACAAUCAAAUUCGGAAAAUAUAUCAAGGCACUCGUUAGUGAUCUCAAAAAGUUUCAGGUCUAUGGUGGAACAGAAGAUAGCAAUAUGUCUCUGCUGUUGACUGCUGGCUUGAAGAAAGACAGUACACCGGAAACAUUCAGAUUGAGGCACAGGACACAGGAAGGAUUUUACUUCCCUGUUGAAUACCUAAAGAUUGUCCCACUACAGUCGUGGGGCCCUCCCUACAAUUAUACCAUAUGGUACAUAGAGUUACAUGGCAAAAAUCAGGCAGAACUUCUCAAUGAGGCACUGGAGACAAUUUAUUUGCGUAAAGAAGAAGAAGCAGUGCGAUUGUUACUAAAACACUUGAGGCGGAGACGCUACAAGGAUGCUUUCGAAGCUUUGUCUAGAGAAAGCGGAGUGCAGCUCGAAGGGCCAACACAGACUAAACUCUGGAACGCUUUAGUCGAGAAUGGUGACUAUCAGGCGGCCGAGAAAAUUUUCGAACAAGCCGUUAAUGAUGGCGAGUUAGAGUGGUACAUGUCGUGGCAGCCGUACCGGCCGGAGUGGCGCGAGAUGUCGGCGUGCUCGGCGCAGGUGGAGGAGCGGCUGCGCAGCGGGGACGCGCACGUGGCCGGGCCCCCCGCCGCCCCGCACGACUUGUUGUGCGCCGACCGCGAGCCCAGGCCCGACGCCGCCGGUGCAGCACCAGUAAGCAACGAGCUGUUCGAGACGUGUGACCUGGCCUGCGGCCUCACCGCCUGCUGCAACAAGCCUGGCCCCAGGGGCGGACACCAGCUGGUGGUCGAUUCUACUACGGGCACCCUCUAUCUGUUUGGUGGCUGGAACGGGACCGAGGACCUGGACGACCUGUGGUCCUACAGCACCAAGGGCGAGCGCUGGACGCUGCUCUGCAGGCACAGCAGUCUCGUCGGCGGCCCCACGCCCCGCUCCUGUCACAAGAUGGUGUUCGAUCCCGUGCACAGACGGCUCUACACCCUGGGACGGUACCUCGACAACGCUCAGAGGGUGCCCAGCAAUAUGAAUAGCGACCUGUACAUGUACGACGUGUGGACGGGCGAGUGGUACCUGGUGUGCAGCGACACGGCGAGCGCGGGGGGGCCGCGGCUGGUGUUCGACCACCAGAUGUGCAUCGACGCCGACACGCAGACCAUAUACGUGUUCGGGGGGAGAGUGCUGCCGGCCAACACUGAGGAGGUAGUGAGCCCGCAGUAUUCGGGCUUGUACGCGUACUACAUCUCCACCGGCACCUGGCAGCUGCUGCUGGCCGACAAGCACGACGAGGACGCCCCGCAGCCCAGGGUCUCGCACUCCAUGCUGUUCCACCCGGUGCAGCGGCGCCUGUACAUAUUCGCGGGGCAGCGCAACAAGGAGCACCUGCUGGACCUGUGGUGGUACGAGGUGGGGUCGGGGGCGUGCGGCGCCUUGUGCCGCUGCGGUGCCGCGCCGCCCCCCGCCGCCGGCUUCACGCAGCGCGCCACGCUCGACCCCGACACCGACCAGAUGUUCGUGCUGUCCGGCAUGAGCAAGGAGAAGGAGAAGCGCGUGUACAACACUCUGUGGGUGCUGUCGCUGCGCACGCGCACGUGGAGCUGCCUGUACCGCGCGCACGCCCCCCCGGCCCCCGCGCCCGCGCCCGGCGGCCCCGCCCCCACCUCGCGGGCCCCCACCCCCCGGUUCGCGCACCAGCUGGUCUACGAUCCUAACACCAAGAUACAUUACCUGUUCGGCGGCAACCCCGGCAUACAGAGCAGCCCGCGCCUGCGGCUGGACGACCUGUGGUCGCUGAGGCUGGUGCAGCCGUCGCUGGAGCAAGUGUGGGGCGAGGCGCGCGCCAUCCUGCGGGAAGCCUGCUACCGGGAGAUGGCCACCCAGCCCGGGGCCACGGUCCAGGCCUUGAGCUACCUGAGGAACGAGCUCAGCAGCGUCAUGGACCACACCGACCCCGCACAGGUGUCGAGGUUCCAGAAGCUGGCGACGUUGUUGUUCAGCGGCGGCGACGAGGGGGCGGCCCUCCCCUCGCCCCGCGCGCUCUCCCCGCGCCGCACCCGCGCCCUGCUGCGCGCCCGCACGCACCACGCCUCGCACGCACACAUCGCGGACGCGCUCGCACAGGUGUUGGGCGCUGAAGAACCACAACCGGAAUUGACGCUGCCGUUUGAAGAAGCGGGGGAACCUCAGCCGGAGACGUGGGAGGUGGGCGUGGACGAGGACAUGACCCCGGACACCCAGUGGCACGCGCGCCAGCCGCGCCUCGCGCUGUACGACACCCUGGCGCAGUACUUCCGCCCCUCCACCGUGCCCCCCCGCGGGGACGUCACCGACCUCGUGGCCCUGUAGCCGCCCUCCCCCACCCCCCUCCCCCCGCACUCGUUCAACAUUGUACAUUUAAUUCUGUUUUCAAAUUAUUUCAAAAUAUUUUGAAGCCUCGUAAUUCUUGAAUUAAUUAGAAAACAGAAGCGCUCUAAAUCGACGACAUACGUUAUUGUCGAAAAUUGUGUAUUUUUUGUAUUGUCUUAGUGCGUUCGCGCGUCAGAACUGACAGCAAUUGUAUCUGUUGAGAUUGAGAAUGGGUCAGCAUUUUAUCUUUUUAGUUUAUAGAGAGUUGUUGUGUUCGUUGUGUAUACACACGAUAGUAAGCCGGCGACCGCAGCUAGUCUGCGGCAACGAGGAUUGAGAAAAAGUUUUGUGGGAAUCCCAUUUUUUUUCCUACCUAUUCUAGUAACCUUGAGAGGUUAUACUAGAUAACACAAGGCGUGUAAGUGAGCUCUCGGGGCUUAAGUCGGAGAUGUUGCUAACACUGGCCCUAGCAAGAGCAGUGCUUCGCAGAAUCUACCACCGGAUCGGAAACGCGACCCACUGAGAAGAUCCGGCCAGAAACUCAGUGGGCUGUGUCUAUGGGUUCAUUUACUCGCAAGCGACGGGUUCGACGAGAACGAUGACCGUGUGGGAAUCCCCGGAUAGAGUUUGGUGAACCCAAGUUGUAUUUAUCGUUUUAUGGGAAUACUGCACCCCUUUUUUCGGGCAGGGUGCCGAACUUCUUACGAGAUCCCUGCGUCUAGGAGGCGCGAGAGGUAUGUGGGACUUGACGGUCUGCAGAUGUUGAUAUUUUAGAGCCCUACCGUGCCAAACGACUCCCCUGCACUCUCUCAUACGACGUCCGAUCUCCGCCAGGGGCCAGAACCCAGGUGAAGUAGGGGGUUCCCGAGGUCAACACUACAACUAGACUCGCCGCUCCAAAUAUGGCAAGCCUGUGGUAUUCAGGCUCAUCUACUGGCUGAUAAUGAAGAUGGGACACGCGUGCAUCUCGAUACGUAUUUAAUCGAUACUCGAAUAUCGAUAAAUAAAACGUAAGGUUUAUAUGAGUACCUGAUCGAAGACCAAUGAAAUUCGAUGUUGUAAGAAUAGCAUAGGUACGUAAAGCUUUUGUGUAGUUUAGAUCAGUUUUGCAGAAUAGUUUAAGACUAUUCUAUCUAAGACUAUUAUUAGAUAUGUUUCAUACGUAUAUACUCAGUAAAUCUAGUUCUUACUAAAGGAUUUGAACCACUACGUAUUCAGCCGAGGGAAAAGGGAGAAAACCCAUCAAACAGUCGUUCGUGUUCCUAUGUGUUCAAUUCGUGAGCUCACGUAUGUUCACGAGUGCUCACGUUUGGCAGUCAGCAAUAUAUUAUAUAAUAUCACUUGUGUUUGUGUUCUAGUGAUCAGUGAAAGCUUUUAGGAAUAUGAAAUUAAAAAAAAAAGUACUGAUAAUUUGAAUGUAAUACCUCUAUAUUGCUUUUAAUAUGAAAAGAGCGUUUUCGCUCAUAAUUAAUUUAAGUUCAGAGUAAGUAUUUGGUACGUUAUUAAUAAAGUUAGAUUAGUUUACGUGUGCGAGUUAAUAUGAUCGUUGAUAUAAUUCAAUAGAGUUCAAAUUAACGUGCGAGAGAACGUAACUGCAUAUCGUCUUCUCGCAUUAAAACUGUAUAUAAUCUCAAAACUUACUAAUUUUACAGGAGAGUGUUUUAAAGGUUUAACAUGUGAUUGUGGUAUUUUUAAUAUUAAUCAUCUUUGCAACAUUUAUUUUUUAUUCUUUACCAGUUAUAUUAUCUGUCUUUUAAAGUAAGAUAAAAUUGUGUAUUAAUUUUGUUAAUAGUCGUCUAAACAUAGGUAAACUAAAAAAAAACUAAAAUCAAACUACGCUCUCUUGACAGUAUGAGAAGAAUACUGGUGAUACCAAAUGAUUCCGCAUAUUAACUCAAUUUCGAAUAUUUUUGGAAAUUGUACACUUUUAAUGCGAAAAGACGAUAAUAUGAUUAAACCAAAAAUUAUGUCAAAGUCUUUAGCAGCGGCGCCCGCGCCCCGGGGCAGCACCGACGCGGCCCGGCAGCCGUCUUGUUUCGUUCAUUUAUCAUUUAAUUUUAUUUAUGUCUAGUUAUUUUAUUAAAUGUAUGUAUUUAUACCCGUAUCGUCUCCGGACUAUUUUAAUCAAUUUGUGGGUAGAUAGAAAACAUUUUACUGUAUUUUCAUAUUUCUACUUCAUUAUUUCAUAUUCUUACUGGUGGUAGGACCUCUUGUGAGUUCGCGCGGGUAGGAAUCACCGCCCCGCCUAUUUCUGCCGUGAAGCAGUAAUGCGUUUCGGUUUGAAGGGCGGGGCAGCCGUUGUAACUAUACUGAGAUCUUAGAACUUAUAUCUCAAGGUGUGUGGCGCGUUUACGUUGUAGAUGUCUAUGGGUUCCAGUAACCACUUAACACCAGGUGGGCUGUGAGCUCGUACACCAAUCUAAGCAAUAAAAAGUAAAAAUAAAAAUUUUUGUAUUUUCUCUUCCGAAUAUAUAAGGGUGUUAGGAGUUCGAGGAUGAGCCAUUUCCUUUCUGAUGUUACAGUUUAGAUAUACGGAAUAUUUAUCGAUACGUGUAAGUCCGUUUAAAUUAAUAUAUUAGCUAAGUACUUUCAUUUCAUGUAUUAUAUACUAUUGUGUAGUUUAAGGUAAAUAAUAAUGGGGUCACACAACUAUAAGGACGAAUGAAUGUAAAGUUUUGUGCAAUUCAAAUUCGACCUUUUUUCCAUAAGCCGUAAGUUGAUUUUAACUUGGCACACGAGUGGAACAGGUCGGAAUCCGUAAGUGGCACCUGCCGGAUCAUCAGAGCGGUAGCACGUUCAAACCUCUAUCAACUAAGAUAAUUAAUUUAAAAGAACAUUAUUUAUAUAAGACAAUAGCAAAGUAAGUUUUUGAGUUUUAAAUGUAAAGUCGUAGUUGAGGGUAAUCUAAAUACACGUAUUGUUUUGAAAGUAUUUUAAAUUAUUAAAGUCCUUUUUAAUUGCUUAUUCGAAAUUAGCUGCGUUUAGAACUUAGUUGGUUUUGACUAAUGUUUACUUUGAGAGAUGUUAGUUAUGACUGAAUCACGUGGAAUAAAAGUUGAGGAGUGGUGUAUGGCGAGUGGAAAAAACCUUGCAAGCUUAGGCGAUCGGUCUCCUGCUGCCUUCUUCACUAUAGUCCAAUGGACGAGCUUGUCACGAAGCAAUUAGUGUGCCACUGAGCCGUGGACGAUGUCUCGGGGUAUUUUUUUAACCUACCUAUACAGGUACCUCGAGGGGUUAUCCCAGCUUUACUAAGUGAGGGGGUGAGCUCAUGGGAUUCUAUCUGCCGGAUUUGCUAACACGAACCCUAGCAAGAGCAGUGCGUGGCAGAAUCUACCACUGGAUCGGAAUCGCGACUCACUGAGAAGGUCCGGAGAGAAACUCAGUGGGCUGUGUCUGGGACGGAAGUGUCUAGAAGUGCUAGGAAAAUAGUGCACAGACCAAAGCGACGGUGUGGACCGCUCGGGACGCGGGUCCGUUGAUGUUACACAGCGUUGGGCGCGUCUGUCCCGGAUUAGUCUCGAGGGGGCGGGUCCGCGGAGAGUCGCGCCCCCCGGGGGGCGUGGCCUGCCGCGCGAGUGAAUGUUUUUAUUGUCUGUGAUAAAAGGCGACUGUGUGUUUUUGUAGUCAAUAGGUUAUUUGUAUACUGUAGGCCGGAUCGAGAAUGAUCUACAAAUGUGAUUUGCGUUUUGUUCGAACAGAACUCGUUUACUAUUCUGUUAGUUUUAUUUGUUUCGAUGUCAUUAAUGUUCUACUGUGAACGUAUUGUAUUCGUUGAUGUCAGUUCAGUGUGCUCGGUGCGAGUUUUUUAACGUUCUCGAUAGCGUAAAAGUUAACUCAAUUUUGUAUGCAGUUGAAACACCGCCCCUUAGUACCUUAUUCGGUUCAGAGGUCUUUAUUAGAUAUAGUGUCAGUGUGCUUAUAUCUGUUGGAAUGGGAUCGAUCGCCUACGUUCGCCGCUAGGGGCGCUGUUUCAACUGCAUACAAAAUUGAGUUAACUUUUACGCUAUCGAGAACGUUAAAAAAACUCGCUCUAAGCACUAUGAAGAAAACUCGAGAGUAUAAAAUGUUGUAAAAUAAUGUACUAGUGUUUAAUGUGUACUAGGAAUUUGUUUAGGAUUGAUUUAAAAUGAAAUAAAAUAGUUUUGAUUUUUGUAGAAUCAUUACUAAAAAUCAAUGUUGAUUUAAUCUAUUAACUGUAGCGGGAAUGAAUAGCAAUGAUAUAACUUGCAACUGCGCGCGAGGAUAUCGCUUUAAUCUUACAAAAUAACGUCUAGUAUUUGUAAACAUCAUGACAUUAUUUAUAAGCAAUUUUUUUUUUUUUUAAGAGAUUUUAUGACCUGGUAACAGUGAAAUGAAAUGAAGAUGAUUAAUUUGAAACACUUAUCAAUUGGGAUGAAAUUAAAUGAAAUUAAUUGAGGUGAUAUGGAAUGAAAUAUAAUCUCAGUAAAAUGGUGGUCAUUUACUAAGAUUUUUUCAGUGGACUUUUUGGAGGAUCCCGAGAAGUUACGUCCAGCAGCUUUGUUUCAUUUUCCCACAUUUGUGCACUUUCACAGAUAUUAAACAGUUAAUAAACCACCAUUAUUACACAUUUAAACCCGAAGAAACACUAAAUAGACAAAAUAAAACAAAUCACACAACUUCACUCCUCGCGUUCCCGCCAAAAAGUCCGCAGUAAUAUUUACAUUUUUAUUCUGAUAAAUUGAAUGUAGUUCUUUAAGACGUUUUCAAUUGGAUAGUUACUUUCAAGUAAAUACACGUUGAUGAGUAUGUAGUACUGUGUUUUAUGUAUAAAUCUUGUGUACAUACGUACGUUUUUAUAAGGAUACAUUUUUAAUUUAUGUACCAAUUAAUGUACAAAGCAAUAAAUGUUUACGAACGAUA